Messenger RNA from Mytilus trossulus (common blue mussel), 6628 nucleotides. RefSeq names its product synapsin-like. The record is from RefSeq and is a predicted model, not a curated record. NCBI's taxonomy places the organism in Eukaryota, Metazoa, Mollusca, Bivalvia, Mytilida, Mytilidae. Gene Ontology annotation, biological process: neurotransmitter secretion. Gene Ontology annotation, cellular component: synaptic vesicle; synaptic vesicle membrane. The transcript has 15 exons. Gene Ontology annotation, molecular function: ATP binding; metal ion binding. Bases 775 to 2376 code for a protein of 533 amino acids.
UGUUUCUCGUGAAAUAAUCGUAUUUUGAACUCUCUUUUACAUUAUUUACGUUUCUUUUCCAAUACAGAAAAAUCAGUAUAACAAAAUAUUCUUAUUAUAUCCAACCUAGUGACGUUAUGGUUAAUAGAAUUCUGUAAAAGCAGGGAUAUCCUUUACUCGUUAUUAAAAUCAUUCACAGAAAUCGUGUACAACUUAAUAGAAUCAGUAUGUGUUUGAUCAAUGCUUUGAUUUGUAGGUCAACUUUCACGGCAUUCAACAAUCCUCAGCAGAAUCAGCUACUCUUCUUCUAGAAUGGAAUCGGCAAGAUGAGAGACGAAUGCUUUCACGGAUAUGGAAUAAUCCAGCCAGCUUCCUGCAGGCUUACAGUACAAAUUCCUGGAUACCUUUAUUGAUAUCCAAAACCAUGCCAUAAUAUACAUGCAGACUAGUUAGCAUGCUCGAUUGACCAAUUCUCUGAUUGUGGGCACUGGACGUGGAUCUUCUUCAGAAUUAGUGCUAUCUUUAUAGGAUUAAGCAGUGUUAGGAGUAGACAUAGACAUCAUUAUCCAUUGUUAGCCAUAGAUUUACUUUUACUAAGUCAGAUGGAAACUAAGCAUUGAUUGCCUGUUAUUCAUAUGAAAUCUGUAGAGAGGUACCAUCAAUAUUAUUCUCAUCUCAUUUUUAUCCGAAGUGGAUUUUUCAGUGCAUUCUUCUUCACGAACACCUGUGUGUGCAUUUCCUCUAAAAUCAUCCAAAAUUUCGUUUUCAAGUUUCCGUGAGAAUUUUUCUAGUGGAAUGAAUUUCCUCCGGCGAAGAUUCAGUUCUGGGGAUCUUCAGGGUGAGCUUAAGGAGGAGAAUUCUAGUAUAUUAACUUUUAAAAAAGGACCUUCACCAAGUGCACCAAGUUCUCCUUCAAAAACUUUAAAUGCAACCCAAGGACUUCCGAGAGCAGGGCCAGUACAAAACAGUAAACCAGCAUAUAAUAAAGAUAGAUGUAAAAUAUUAUUAGUAGUUGAUGAUCAACAUACAGACUGGUCAAAAUAUUUUAGAGGAAGAAAAAUUUUUGGUGAUUGGGAUAUAAGAGUUGAACAGGCAGAAUUUAAAGAAAUAAAUUUAGCUUCCUAUUCUGAUACUGGUACAAUGGUAGAUAUACAAGUGACGCGUAGUGGAACUAAAGUUGUAAGGUCAUUUAAACCAGAUUUUUUAUUAAUUCGACAGUAUGUACGAGAUGCCUCGGAAGACUGGAGAAGUAUUUUAAUAGGUUUCCAGUAUGGUGAUAUACCCAGCAUCAACUCAUUACAUUCUAUAUAUAACUUCCAAGACCGACCAUGGGUGUUAGCACAACUAGUCAAAUUACAGAAGAAAUUAGGAAAAGAAAACUUCCCAUUAAUAGAACAAGCAUACUAUCCUAACCAUCGUGAAAUGUUGAUAACACCAAAGUUCCCUGUAGUUGUAAAGGUUGGACAUGCACAUGCUGGGGCUGGUAAGGUUAGGUUAGACAAUAUAGAUACAUACAGAGAAGUUGCCCAUAUCUUGGCCCUUGGCAGUAACUAUGCAACAACAGAGAAAUAUAUUGAUGGGCGAUAUGAUCUACACUUACAGAAGAUCGGAAACAAUUACAGGGCUUAUAUGCGAAAGUCUAUAUCUGGAAAUUGGAAAGCCAACACAGGGUCAGCCAUGUUAGAGCAGAUAGCAAUGAAUGAAAAAUUUAAAUUAUGGGUAGAUGAGUGUAGUCAGUUAUUUGGAGGCUUGGAUAUCAUGUCAGUUGAGGCUGUACAGGGGAAAGAUGGAAAAGAAUAUAUAAUAGAGGUAAACGAUUCAUCUAUGAAUUUACUUGGUGAAAGUCAAGAAGAGGACAGACGAAAUAUUGGUGAAUUAGUAAUAACCAGAAUGCAACAGUGUCUUCAGCCUGUCCAGACACUUAGUCGGACCAUAAGUUUACAUUAUGGAAUGAAUGGUUCUAAGAAUGAACCAGUCAACCCACCAGCAAGGCCCCCUCAACCUCAGCAAGGUCAACCCAUUCCACAACAAAGUCAUGGUCAGCAAAGGCCACAGCAAGGGCAGCCAAUACCAAGACAACAAAGUCAACAGGGCAAUGUUCAAGGUCAACAACAUCAGCCAUCUGCUCAGAUGCAGCGUCAAACAAGCCAAACACAACAAAGCUCAAGCCAAGGUCAUCCAGUUCAACAUGGUACACCCAUGAACCAAAGACCACAACAUCCACAACAACAAAGACAACAACAACAAAAUAGAACAGAUGGAGGACCACCAGGAGCACGUCCCCCGCCAAUAGGAGUUGGAGCACCAACUUUAGGCAAAUCAACAGAUUUUCCAGAAGGAGAGGAUACUAUGAAGAACCUUAGAAAAACAUUUGCAGGAAUAUUUGGAGACAUGUAGAUUUUGUUUUAAUAUAUAAACACUGACCAAUUAUUUUAUUCUGUAAUUAUUUAUCAUCUUCGCUAGCCAAGGGUUAUGAUCCACUUCCAUCCUUUCCACCCUUGUCAGAUUAAGCCAAUAUUUGUGACAAUAAUUUGCGCCAUUUUGUUGGUAGAUUAAAGUCACGCCCAUUCCAAAUACAUUAUUCUUGACCAAUGGUUGCACUUGGAAAUCUUCAAUUUGGAGAUAAAAACAUGGUAGUGUCUAGAUUCUACACACUUGGUAAUGCAGUCAACAAAAAUAUACAUGGACAUUCAUGCAUUUGUGCAAGACAUACACAGGAACUUCUAUUAGUUGAUUAAAACAUUCAAAUUGUCACUAAAUAUUGUCGUAUGUUUAGGGAUGUAAAGACUUGUUGCACAAUAAGCAUGUGGCAAUUGUUUACAUACGAUUCAUACAUUUACAUGUGGUCAUGUUAUAGGUGCGUUUUGAUUGGAUGCAGGGAGUUUCAACUGCAACCAAUGAAAAUCAUUACCUUUUGUCUUCAAAAUUCUAUCCCAGUCGGCCAAGGGUGGAGAGGAGGGAAGUGGAUUGUAAACCUUGGCUAGGGAAGAUGUUAUUUAUUAAUGAAAAGCAAAAACAUUGUCUAAAACGAACUAUACUAGAUGUUAAAUUGUGUCUAGUUAAUCGACAAUUUAAGGCAUGUUACUAAUUAUUUUAUACAAGGAAUAGAUACAACAAGAAAUAUUAUAUAUAUUAUCCAAGGAAGAACUCUUUUAUUCUCCUUUUGUACAAAUUUGUCAAGCAUUGAUUCAAAAGGCAGCAAGGAGAAAAAGUAUUGGAAAAAUGUGUGGGCUGUUCUAUUUAAGCAUACAUGAUUAUUAUGAAAGACACUGAAAAAAGGGCAUACUCCUUUGAUCAUCUUUUUAUUCACCUUGAUCAAAGGAUGAAAUGUUAGCUAUUGCUAACCCUUGUUAUCUUUAUACUCAAUAUAUCAAAUUUUAUGAUUAGUUAAAAAUGAUUUUAACAAUAGAUCAAACCAAUUGAGUAACACGUUUUGUGCUGGCGUACAAACAAUGAAUUGUAAUAUCUUUGAAGUCCUUUUGAUAUUUAAGUUAUAAACUGUGUGUGAUGGAAAUUAAAUAUGGCUAAUACUUAUAACACUGUUGUAUUAAGGAGCCUAAUGAGAACUUACAAAAAAAUCAGCCACUUAAAAGGUCUGAGAUCAUCUUCAUUGUCAAUUUAGAUUUUUUUGAAAUAAAUCUUUAUUUAUGGUUAUUGCAUACUUUUUGUUAUGUUGAAGCCUUUUAUUUAAAAAAAAUAUUGAUUUUGUAUUGAAUCUUGUCAUUGUACACAUGAUUGGUUUUAAAACAAGUUGGAAUAAUUUAGAAUCAAGAGGUCAGUGAUUCAAGUCACAUUUGUCACCAAAAUAAUGUUGUUGUUUUUGGCACUUCGUGACAUGGUUUUUGACUGCAAAGUACAUUUUUAAUUAUUUUUUAAGUUAAACUUAACUCUCAUAAGCCAGAUUUAUGACAUGUUAUUGUCUAAUAGAUUCUGAAUUUUUAAAGUAUCUAGUUUCUACACCAUUUAAGUUCACAUUGAACAAAGAGCCAUCAUCUAUGUCAUCAGUAGACUUCAGUCUUCUUUUUAAACUCAUUGUCCUUUGAGACUACCAAGUCAUAUGUUAUCAAUAUUCUCAUAAAUGAUCCUUACUGAAUCUAGUUUUAAAUUUGUAUCCUGGGAUUAAAUUAAUUUACAUAGGUAAAAGUUAUAAACAGGUUAAGUCAUAUAACUUCUUUUUUUUCUAGUAAAACCCAUAGAUAAAGAGAAUGUCUAGCAAAGUAAGUUCUACAUAAAAGGCAACAUUGCAGAACUGUUAGUUGACUCCCUAACCCUUUCCACAAUGGAAUUUUAUUUUUUACACACUCGAUUUGAAUAGGAUUUUUCAAUAAAAUGUUGAAAAAAUGCUUAAAAGUAUUAAUGCAUUUUAAAAAACAAAUAUUUCAUCAAUUAAAUUGUAAGUCAUAUAUUCUUAUGAAUAUAUAUCCUUUUAAUAUUGGAUACAAAUUUUAUUAAGAUUGAUGCAGACAUUUCAUAGUCACGGCCUUUCAACUGAGUACUACACAAGUGUCAAAAGGUGUCAUUAUGGAGUAAAGGGGGGUGGCGUCCAAAGGCAUCAUUUUGGAGGAAACGACUUUUAGUUAAAGGAUUUUAUGCCCCUUGUGCUCAAAAUCUCUUCUGUGAAAUUUUGUUGAUUUGACCUAGAGUGAGCUAUUUUCUAAUACACGGAAUAAUUUGAUUGGUCAGUUGAAUUGGUGCUGACCAAUACUCUGCUGCAAUACAUUUCCAUGAAAUCACAUCAUUUUUGUAAAUUUUUCACAAAGUGUAGCAUAGAACUAUGUGUUUAAUUGUUUAGAAUGCCAAUUUGUAAAAUAAGCAUCAUGGAUACUCAUAAUUAGCCAACUAGUAACAAAAAAUAAGAUGUGUUCAUUAUAUAAAUUAUGUAAAUGUUUUCAAAUGUCAUAAUCACAUAAAAGGUAAACUGUAUAUUAAGGAUCUAGUUCUCAUUAUAAGUUCUGUUUUUUUUUAUUAAAUGCAUGGUGAUUAUAAUAUUCCAUAUUAUAGUGUUAUGUACAGUAUUGAAAUGUGUGGAACUUAGUCUUCAUUUAUAAUGAUAUCAGUUUGUCAAGUUAAACAUUUCUGUGUUUAAAAAGAAUGUAAAGUUUAACAUUUAUUUUGUUUGACUUAUUUAUUUACUUAUACACCGCAAUUUUUUUUUAGAUAGACAUCUAACCAUUAUUUAUACAUAUUAAACUAGUAUACACAAAUAUACUAAAAACAUACCCAUAUAGUACUUCGACUUGAGCUCUGUAAAAAGUUGCUAUGUUACUAUUUAGAAUUUAAGUUUAGAUAGUUGAAGUGGACCCGGAAAAAUGUUUUCAUUUUUAUUAUUGAUUGUAUUUUAUUGAUUUUUAUAUCUAGAUGCUACUAAAGAUCUAAAAGAAUAUUACUUGUUGUUUUUGAUUGAGAUAAUCGUUUUACAUUCCUAGUCCAUUGUAUCAUAAUAACUGUAUCUAUGUUAUGAAAUGUUCAGGAUAACUAUAUGCUAUAAAAUGUUUAUGAUUAUUUAAUCAAGUUUUGCAUGUUACUAAGUAUGAUAAAUGCAGAGUAUCCAGAUUUCAUCUAACAACAUCUUGGUGUAAAUGUUAAAAUAACAUGAACUGUUUCAAGCAUACGUUUUCAUAACUGUAGAUCUCAGAUUUAGAGCAUUUUUUGUGAUUUUACAUUGUUUUUAUGCUUUAUAUAUGUUAAGUUUUUUUAAUUAUUUUAUUUAUUAACUGUUAUUGUUGAUGCAUUGUUUAUAAUGUUAUUUAUUUACUCUAUUUGCUAUUAAUAUUUUAUUGUAUUUUUACUCCAAAUGAGUGUAGAAUUUCCUAUUGAUUGCAAAACAAUAUAUAUACAUACCAUAUAUAUUGGCAGAUUUGUCUGUUUGCAUAUUGUCUGCUGGUCAAAUAAUGCAGACGUUAUCAGACAUUUAAACUUAAAUAUUAAAGAUGCAAAUAAUAUUAAACUAUGUUUAAACCAUUUAAUAAUUUAAAAUGUAAUUCAUUAGCGAGAAGGUAACAAAUGUAAAUGGCAACAUCUUGGUUCCCUGAAUUAUAUACCCAACUUUAUUUUAUUCAGAAGGUAACCAGAAGUCUGUCAUAAACCAAAAAAUCAUUAAAGCUUGGUAAAUCAGUUUGCUACAACUAAGUACUUUUCAUGAAAACUGCAAAACUGACUUAUAUCAAACCUGUUCUUCUAGCUCACUGGUAUAUACAUUUGAUUUAUAGCCCAUUUAAGUCAUAUGUGUUUACGUCGGAGAGAUGAUCUCCCUUUUUACAAUGUUUGUGUGUAGGUUUUUUUUAUUUCAUUCAUCUAAUAAGUUGUAAGUUAAGAAUGACUGUCAAUUAUAUUCAUGAAUAUCAUUUUAAGAUCUGAAUCACAGAAUAUUUCACUGUACAUUUAUAAACCAUUUGUAAGAACACUAUGAAAUAUUGCUCAUAAUUUCAUCAAAAUAAUUGCAUGUCUAUUCACUUGUAAAAUAAUGACUUCUGUAGGUUAAUGUUAUAUAUAUGUGAGAACUUUGCCUAAUAGGAAGGUUUACUAGAAUGUGAUAUUUUGUUGUUUGUCAGCUUGUUUUUGUUAUAAGACAUUUUAUCAUUAGAAAGUGCAAUAUAGUAGUAUUUACAGAUGCAUCAGUCAAAUUAAGUAAUAAAGGAUUCAAAAUCUA